Akanthomyces muscarius is the source of this 2253-nucleotide messenger RNA. RefSeq lists its product as uncharacterized. Gene Ontology annotation, biological process: DNA-templated transcription; regulation of DNA-templated transcription. Gene Ontology annotation, molecular function: DNA-binding transcription factor activity, RNA polymerase II-specific; DNA binding; zinc ion binding. The record is from RefSeq and is a predicted model, not a curated record. NCBI's taxonomy places the organism in Eukaryota, Fungi, Ascomycota, Sordariomycetes, Hypocreales, Cordycipitaceae. Bases 1 to 2253 code for a protein of 750 amino acids. The transcript has 7 exons.
AUGCCGGAUGCUAUACUUGCGCGGAACAAACGACAGCGUUUGGCGUGCGCUUGGUGCCAUGAGCGCAAAGUCCGCUGCGAUGCGACGACCUCCGCUGGGCCUUGCGCCAACUGUCUGCAAAAUGGACAUGAAUGCGUGCUUCGAACACGUUCAAACAGGAGUCGAAACAGACCAAAUAUUGCUGCGGUGCCGGCAACGACCAAUGAGCACGCCUCGACCCAUUUGUCGCAUAACCACACGUUAGAUUCUGAUUGGAAACCGCUCCCGGCAAGCAGCUCAUUAAUAACGCCUCAGAGUGUUGCUUGGCCGUUCGAAGCUGCCUGCGCCCCACUGCAAACUUUUAGCUUUUCAAAUAUGGGGAGCAACUCCAUAGCCUCCCAGCAUAACGUACCCUUCUCUAGUUGUGGGUUCCUGGAACUCGGCUCGCUCGCCAAUCUUCCCUCUGAGGACGUAGCGUUUCUCAAUAUGAAGGGCUGUCUUCAUCUUCCGGAUAAGCCUAUCCUAGACGAACUUGUUCGGCAAUACUUCCUACACAUCCACCCCAUGUUACCUGUCCUCGGCGAGUCAGAGUUUUGGGCCGGCUAUAACAAUGAAAUUGUCGAGGCCGGUAGAGGCAUCGUCUCGCUAUUUGUGCUUCAAGCCAUGCUAGCAGCGAGCUGCGUCUUCAUCUCUCCACAAGCCAUCGAACAGGCAGGAUUCUCCGACUACCGCAACGCUCGUAGAUCAUUAUAUUCUCGAGCCAAGUUGCUAUUUGAUCUAAACGCCGUAACGGACCCGUUCUCCAUAGCCCAAGGAUCUGUACUCCUCACAUUUCAGAGCUCAUGCGUCAACAUGCAUGCUGGAAGCACGUGGCUUAGCAUUGCAGUGCAAAAUGCAAUGGCCGUCGGCGCGCACCAGUACCAACAACACCAGCCGAACAACCGUAUACGAGCAGCGAAAAAGCGUCUUUGGUGGGCCAUCAUUCUACGAGAUCGGAUCAUGCCUCUGGCACUACGUCGCACGCCUCAAAUCAACUUUAGCAAUUUCGACAUGUUUUUGGACCCCAUUGAUCAGACUGAUCUAGAGGACGACUUGCAAGACUCGACGGUGUACGACAUGGAGACCAAGAUACUACUUGCAAAACUCCUGAACUGCCAGUGUCAGCUGGCAUUGACGCUUACCCCGGUUCUGAUGCUCUGCUAUCAUCCGCAAAUGUUUUCACAGUCAGCACCAUUUUCUAGUACGCGGUUUCUGCAGGGGAUGGCCAAUGUGAACAACGCCAGAACCGGCCUUGAAACGUGGCUGAAAAACGCUCAGCGGACUAUCGAUUCCGUUACCGAGGUUGACAAGCCUCAUUCUUCGGUGCUUUUAUACUCUGAGUUGACCUUCAUGCACUACAAUGUGGCACGAAUGGCAUUGCAUCAACAUGAGGCACUGCUAGUCGAUAAAUAUUGUCUCCAUACGGCAUGUUUUACCGACCAACUGCUCACGAUCAAGACCAAUCUAGAGGACUCUAUAACGGCCAUCUUUAAGAAUGUCGAGAAAUUCGUUCGGAUGGGAGCUACCUGCCACCUUCCGAUUGGAAUGACAGCAUAUGUGGCCUUCCCAUUACUUCUCGGUAUGCUUGACAAGCAAUUGUCCUCUACUGCCUUCCAGAGAAGUUCUCGCACACGCCGCAUGGUAUUCUUACAAGAGGUAAUACGACAACUUCAGCAACGCUAUGAAGUGGCAGACGAUGUGCUAUCUUUCAUUAACAAGUCACUGGACCUGGCUUGUCGUCAGCUACAAGGCCAUUUCACCAGCUCAGCCUAUCCGUGCAACUAUGAAGGCGCGGCAUGGGAGCAGAUGACUGACCAGAUGCGGUAUCCGCCACCUGGGAGUCGCACAAAGGCAUGGAGCGAGGUGUUUAUCGGCAAUACCAGGCACUUCUUGCGGUUUUCAUUCUCCCUCGAUUAUGCGCUUGCGAGGGGGAAAUUUCCUGAAGAGAGCAAUCUAGACGCGGCGCUUGACCCUCCGGAAGGAAACACAUGGAGUUGCCUUCCUUCCCCCGAUGCGUUCUCGGCUGACCUGAAUUUGGGAACUGCAAUAUCGACUCAGCCCUGUGACGGGCAGACUGACCUGAUAGCUCGUCAAGAGGGGACGUUCUCGUCAGUGCCUCCAGCGUCUCCAUCCGUUCCCUUGGACAGCCUUGAAAACAUGGACGAUAUGGUGCCAAACGCUGCCCCCUGGCCGCACUUCCCGCAGGGUACUCUGUACGAGGAGUCUUUACAUUAG